UACUCUUCAGGAGGUGAUUUAACCAGAAGCAUGAGCUCACAGGCGGAGGACCGCGUCUGCAUGUGGGGAGAAAACAGGUUUAACAUGCUAACCAGGUGGUUAACAUUCAUAACUCUUCUGGGAAGUGCCGAUUCCGUGACUGUAGCCCCCACCUGUAGGGUCAAAGGUGAACUUCUAGUACAGCUGUUGCUGCGCUGUGGAGAAGGAAAAUCUGCAGGGGAGGUCCAGUUCUGGCACACCCCCUUUGGAGACCUCCAGACUUCAGAUCCCUCCUCUGACAUGGCUCCGGUGUUUCUGGACCACGACGGGAGGCUGGUGAUCCCCAGCUGCAGCACCCACCACGCUGGCCUGUAUUACUGCAUCCAGCACCACCCACAUGGCUCCACGCUGUGGUCGUACGAGCUGCACGUAGGUCACCAGAACCAGAACCGCAGCCAGGAGGUCACCAGCAGGUUCAGGAGGAGCUUCAGGCUUGGGAAGGCGGUGGUGUCAGACGGGUUGUUUACAGGAGCCGUGACUGCAUCAGUGCUGCUCACAUUCACGGUGGGGUUCAGUGCUGGAGCUCUGGCGAGGACCCGUGUUGUCAGGUGUUUACUGGGCAUCUCUACAGGGCUGCGGUUACCAAGGAAACGCCACUGCCAAACCGACAUGCCAGACCACAGCGCUCAGGUCACCAUAGCAACCUUGCCACUCAUAUAUGACAACCAGGUCUUUGAGGCUGAAGCAAUGCAAAGAGACUCUAAAGCUUGUGAGACCCCAGAGAAGAGCGUUUCCAUGACAACCCCAUCUCCCCCCGCCAAGCCCAAGAGAAGCUUCCGGCACAAACGACACGAGGAACAAGAGGCUACGGCAUAUUUAGAGGGACGUGGCCACAGGCAGGAUGGAGAGGUGCAGGAGAAAGAAAUCACUGAAGAUGAAGAGACUGAAAGUGAAGUGGAUGAAGAUCGCUGUGAGCAGAAAGUUGGAGAGAGAAGUGAUGAGAGACGGGAGGCAGCAGGUGAGCAGGAGGGGAGGGAUGAGAGACGGGAGGCAGCAGGUGAGCAGGAGGGGAGGGAUGAGAGACCGGAGGCAGCAGGUGAGCAGGAGGGGAAGGAUGAGAGACGGGAGGCAGCAGGUGAGCACGAGGGGAAGGAUGAGAGACGGGAGGCAGCAGGUGAGCAGGAGGGGAGGGAUGAGAGACCGGAGGCAGCAGGUGAGCAGGAGGGGAAGGAUGAGAGACGGGAGGCAGCAGGUGAGCACGAGGGGAAGGAUGAGAGACGGGAGGCAGCAGGUGAGCACGAGGGGAAGGAUGAGAGACGGGAGGCAGCAGGUGAGCACGAGGGGAAGGAUGAGAGACGGGAGGCAGCAGGUGAGCACGAGGGGAAGGAUGAGAGACCGGAGGCAGCAGGUGAGCACGAGGGGAAGGAUGAGAGACCGGAGGCAGCAGGUGAGCACGAGGGGAGGGAUGAGAGACGGGAGGCAGCAGGUGAGCAGGAGGGGAGGGAUGAGAGACGGGAGGCAGCAGGUGAGCAGGAGGGGAAGGAUGAGAGACGGGAGGCAGCAGGUGAGCAGGAGGGGAAGGAUGAGAGACGGGAGGCAGCAGGUGAGCAGGAGGGGAAGGAUGAGAGACGGGAGGCAGCAGGUGAGCAGGAGGGGAAGGAUGAGAGACGGGAGGCAGCAGGUGAGCACGAGGGGAGGGAUGAGAGUGAGGAAGAUCAGAAAUCUACAGGAACAGAAGAGAAAAGCAGGAAAAACAAAGAAAAGACGUCUUCUUGUGUUCAUCAAAGCAACAGCCGCAUCAUCCGUCUCUAUCAGUACGAUGAAGACGGUCAAAGAUUCAGCCACCUUCCAGAACCCGACUGUGAACACCCAGAACCCGGCCACAGGCUCAGACUGCGAUCUAAAACACGCCUCAACGCCAUCAUGAUGGCUGCUUCCACCGGGCCGACGGAGGUGGGAGGGUCAAAGCAGGAGCAGGAGGGGCCGCAACACUUCCACAUGGAGAUAUGACCUCCUCCCGGGAGGAGCCGGGUCAGGACAGG
Nothobranchius furzeri (turquoise killifish) is the source of this 2021-nucleotide messenger RNA. RefSeq names its product high mobility group nucleosome-binding domain-containing protein 5. NCBI's taxonomy places the organism in Eukaryota, Metazoa, Chordata, Actinopteri, Cyprinodontiformes, Nothobranchiidae. The record is from RefSeq and is a predicted model, not a curated record.